AUGACGGCCUUGGAUGAUCUCCCAUAUGUCUCGUCUUUUUUCGGAGUGGAUCUCAAGACGGGGUCCAUGAUAAUAGCCGCCCUGGGAGUGGUACAUCCUAUGGCAUAUGGCUGUUCAUUCUUUGUUCCUUUGAGCUAUCUUCUAGUUACAAUCUGGAUAUUGGUAGCUUUAUUCUUCGCUGCCAGUAUUCUACUAUUUUGUGGCGUUGCUAAGGGUGAUGCUAUUCUCUGCGCUAUUUGGAUUUGGUACGCGGUGAUCUUCGUCGUGGUGAUGUUGAUGAUGAUGAUGCUUCUCGCCAUCGUCUUCACUUCGAGGAAGCAAAGAAACAGAGUAUUUAUUGUCAUACUCGGCAUGCUUUGGUAUAUUUUGACGAUCUACUUCAUAUUAGUCGUGAACAGUCAUCGGAAGCAGUUACUCGUGACCAAUAUAGAUAUUCUUGUAAACAAUCUGAUGGAUAAAGAAUCAUAGAUAUAUAUUUAUUUUUUUUUUUUAAUAUAAUGUUUAUGAAGCC
Messenger RNA from Melitaea cinxia (Glanville fritillary), 511 nucleotides. RefSeq lists its product as uncharacterized. The record is from RefSeq and is a predicted model, not a curated record. The transcript has 4 exons. Bases 1 to 468 code for a protein of 155 amino acids. NCBI's taxonomy places the organism in Eukaryota, Metazoa, Arthropoda, Insecta, Lepidoptera, Nymphalidae.